CUAAGUGGUCAGUAAUAGACUUUCUAGGCACAUUCAAGCCCAAAACACCCAAAAGGGGGCUGUCCCAGGGGCGGGGAGUAUGGUAAUGGGCCCCUGGAGGAAGUGAGCGCAGUCUAGUGGAAUGUAGUUGCCAUUAUAGUUAAGCUGGGACUGGCUAACAGGCUAACUUGCUAUGUGGAGUUAGAGUUUGGAUGUGAUGAAAAUAUGCCUCAUUUUACAGUGGUGCCAGUGAAAGACAGAGGACAGAGCAGCUAUGACAGCCUGGAGGGGGUUAACUGGGUGGAUUACAGAGACACUGGACAAGACUACACUGACAAUCAAGACACUGUCAGCUCUGAUGGACACCAAAAAGAAGACAGCCCUUUUUUCAAUUAUGCCGAGGCCGCGGGGAAAAAGACCGACUACUAUGACAAGAACCUGGCGUUGUUUGAGGAAGAGCUGGACACCAGGCCCAAAGUCUCAUCAUUGCUCAGCCGCCUUGUCAACUACACCAACAUCACCCAAGGGGCCAAGGAGCAUGAAGAGGAGGAGAUCUCUCAGACUUUACGCAGCCACACGCCCAAGUCACCCAACAUGGGUACUCUGAUGGGGGUCUACCUGCCCUGCUUACAGAACAUACUUGGGGUCAUUCUGUUUCUUAGAUUGACAUGGAUCGUCGGGAUGGCCGGCAUCAUGCAAUCUCUUCUGAUCGUCCUGAUGUGCUGCACUUGUACGAUGCUUACUGCCAUAUCUAUGAGUGCCAUUGCUACAAAUGGAGUUGUUCCAGCUGGUGGAUCCUAUUUCAUGAUCUCUCGUUCCCUUGGCCCAGAGUUUGGAGGAGCAGUCGGCCUGUGUUUCUACUUGGGCACUACAUUUGCUUCAGCUAUGUAUAUUCUUGGAGCUAUUGAAAUCUUUUUGAAAUAUCUCGUCCCACAAGCGGCUAUCUUCCACGCUACUGAUCACCAUGGUACUGACAGUGCCAGCCUAAACAACAUGAGAGUGUAUGGAUCUAUCUGCCUGAGUCUGAUGGCUGUAGUGGUUUUUGUUGGAGUCAAAUACGUUAACAAGUUGGCCUCCCUGUUCCUCGCCUGUGUUCUUAUCUCUAUUGUGUCUAUCUACAUCGGGGCAAUCAAAUCUAUAAGCCACCCUCCAGAAUUCCCAAUAUGUAUGCUGGGAAAUCGGACUUUGGUGAGCAGCAAAUUUGACGUGUGCGCCAAGACUGUAAUGCAGGGCAAUAUGACAGUGCCCAGUCAACUAUGGGAGAAUUUCUGUACUCCUGGCAACCUGAGCAACAGCCAGUGUGACGAUUAUUUUCUUCAAAACAAUCUGACACAGAUUCAGGGCAUCCCAGGUCUGAGCAGUGGGAUCAUCAGUGACAACAUGUGGGGCAACUACAUGUACAAAGGGCAGAUUCUUGAAAAGGGAAGACUGCCAUCUGAGGAUGCUAAUGGGGGUCUGGAGAAGGUCUCCAUGUAUUUGACAGCCGAUAUCGCCACAUCCUUCACUCUACUAGUGGGAAUCUUCUUCCCUUCUGCCACAGGAAUCAUGGCAGGCUCUAACAGAUCUGGUGAUCUGAGAGAUGCUCAGAAGUCCAUCCCAGUAGGAACUAUAUUAGCUAUUGCCACCACUACACUUAUCUAUAUAAGCUCUGUGGUUCUGUUUGGAGCCUGCAUUGAAGGAGUUGUCCUUCGAGACAAAUUCGGGGAUGCAGUCAAUAACUACUUGGUGGUGGGGACUCUGUCUUGGCCAUCUCCCUGGGUGAUUGUGAUUGGCUCUUUCUUCUCCACAGUUGGGGCUGGUCUGCAGUGUCUCACUGGAGCUCCUCGGCUCCUGCAGGCCAUUGCCAAAGACAACAUCAUCCCUUUCCUCAGGGUAUUUGGCCAUGGAAAAACAAAUGGUGAACCCACAUGGGCUCUGCUGCUAACAGGGCUCAUAGCUGAGCUGGGGAUACUGAUCGCCUCGCUGGAUAUGGUAGCUCCUAUCCUUUCAAUGUUCUUUUUGAUGUGCUAUCUGUUUGUAAACCUGGCCUGUGCAGUACAGACUUUGCUGCGUACACCAAACUGGAGGCCAAGAUUCAAAUACUAUCACUGGACGUUAUCAUUCCUUGGAAUGAGCAUGUGCCUGGCCCUGAUGUUCAUUUCAUCUUGGUACUAUGCAAUUGUGGCCAUGGGUAUUGCUGGGAUGAUCUACAAGUACAUUGAAUACCAAGGGGCUGAAAAGGAGUGGGGUGAUGGCAUAAGAGGACUUUCUCUAAGUGCUGCACGUUAUGCCUUGUUAAGAUUGGAGGUUGGACCCCCACAUACCAAAAACUGGAGACCUCAGCUGCUGGUUUUGUUGAAGUUGGAUGAGGACUUGCACGUGAAAUAUCCCAGAAUGCUCACCUUUGCCUCCCAGCUGAAAGCAGGAAAGGGCCUCACUAUUGUGGGAACAGUCAUUCAAGGAAACUUCCUGGAAAGCUUUGGUGAACUGCAGGCUGCUGAACAGGCUGUGAAAAACAUGAUGGAGAUAGAACGGGUCAAAGGUUUCUGUCAGGUUGUGGUGGCAAAUAAGGUGCGAGAGGGUAUCGUCCACCUCAUUCAGUCCUGUGGUCUCGGGGGCAUGAAGCACAACACUGUGGUCAUGGGCUGGCCGUAUGGUUGGAGACAGAGUGAAGACCCACGCGCUUGGAAGACCUUCAUCAACACUGUUCGCUGUGUAACUGCUGCUCAUCUGGCUCUUAUGGUGCCCAAAAAUGUGUCGUUCUACCCAAGCAACCACGAGCGCUUCAUCGACGGCAACAUUGACGUGUGGUGGAUUGUCCAUGACGGAGGGAUGCUGAUGCUGCUACCGUUCUUACUGAAACAACAUAAAGUUUGGAGAAAGUGCAAAAUGCGCAUUUUCACAGUAGCUCAAAUGGAUGACAAUAGCAUCCAGAUGAAAAAGGAUCUGGCCACUUUUCUUUACCAGUUAAGAAUAGAAGCUGAGGUGGAAGUAGUGGAAAUGCAUGACAGUGACAUCUCGGCUUACACAUAUGAGCGCACAUUGAUGAUGGAGCAGAGAUCACAGAUGCUGAGGCAAAUGAGGCUCUCCACAGCAGAACGACAGAGAGAAGCCCAGCUGGUAAAGGACAGGCACUCUUUGGUUCGCAUGGGUAGCCUGUACUCAGACGAGGAAGAGGAAGUGUUCGAGUCCCCACCAGAGAAGGUCCACAUGACAUGGACAAAAGAGAAGGUGGAGGCAGAGAGAAGAAACAAGAGCAACGCACCUGAGAACUUUAGGGAGCUCAUCAGCCUUAAACCAGAUCAGUCCAAUGUCCGACGAAUGCACACAGCUGUGAAGUUGAAUGAGGUCAUAGUGAACAGGUCACACGAUGCUCGAUUAGUUCUUCUCAACAUGCCAGGGCCUCCCAGGAACAGUGAUGGGGAUGAGAAUUAUAUGGAGUUUUUGGAAGUGUUGACCGAGGGGCUGGAGCGAGUAUUAUUGGUCAGAGGUGGAGGUCGCGAGGUUAUCACCAUCUACUCAUGACCGGCCCACUUCCUUUUAGAACGGACUGCACUCUGCCUGAACUGC
Messenger RNA from Periophthalmus magnuspinnatus, 3528 nucleotides. RefSeq names its product solute carrier family 12 member 4 (gene slc12a4). Gene Ontology annotation, biological process: chloride ion homeostasis; cell volume homeostasis; potassium ion homeostasis. The transcript is spliced from 24 exons. Gene Ontology annotation, cellular component: membrane. Bases 205 to 3483 code for a protein of 1092 amino acids. Gene Ontology annotation, molecular function: potassium:chloride symporter activity. Lineage: Eukaryota; Metazoa; Chordata; Actinopteri; Gobiiformes; Gobiidae. The record is from RefSeq and is a predicted model, not a curated record.